Messenger RNA from Magallana angulata, 661 nucleotides. RefSeq lists its product as uncharacterized. The coding region runs from base 68 to 661 and encodes 197 amino acids. The record is from RefSeq and is a predicted model, not a curated record. The transcript has 6 exons. NCBI's taxonomy places the organism in Eukaryota, Metazoa, Mollusca, Bivalvia, Ostreida, Ostreidae.
AGCAGGAGAAAAAACCAAACAGUAUCCGUUAGGAUUAUUUGACACCAACGAAACAAAAACCGCAGAUAUGAUUCAACUUCUAAGGGACUUGCAAUCAAGAUACGUCCCAUUCCAAAAUGAUGAAAUUGUGGAAUCUGUAUUUUUUGGUGGUGACAGACUAACGGAUGAAAGGGUGCAAUGUGCACAACAGUCAGUUCUUAAUGGAGACACAGCAUCGUCACGAUUAGAAGGAUUCAUCUCAAAAAUCGAAGACUUUCAUCGUCUCAUGAAUUUCUUGGAGGCAAUCUGCAGACUCACCUAUAGCGCAGAGUCAGCAGGGGAUAGAGGAACUGCAGCUUACUUCAGAAAUUUGUUAAAUGCUGUAAAUGUCAAGGGAGAAGUUAGAAAUGCCUAUCGACCAUACAAACUUCUCUAUUAUACAAUUUUAGAUGCCAUGUGUAGUGUUUUAUUUUUCCAAAAAUUCAGUAAAACAUCUGAUGAAGAAAUUCCACUGCCACAUAACUUUCAGAAUUUAUCAUCUGAAGAAAAAAUAGCUUGGUUCAAUGGAAUAUGUUUGCAUGAGGAAAAGGUUCAUGGUGCAAAAACUCCAGAAACAAAGAGAUCAACGGAAAAGGUUAAAGAUGAAAAGGAAUACUGGAUGAGGAAGAAAAGGAAAGGCUAA